Chinchilla lanigera (long-tailed chinchilla) is the source of this 810-nucleotide messenger RNA. RefSeq lists its product as uncharacterized. Lineage: Eukaryota; Metazoa; Chordata; Mammalia; Rodentia; Chinchillidae. Gene Ontology annotation, cellular component: nucleus; 90S preribosome. The record is from RefSeq and is a predicted model, not a curated record.
AUGGCCUACUGUGAGGCCAAAGAGAAUCAGUGGGCAAGAGCAGCUAGCAGUCCAGAAUCAUCAGGUGGUGAAGGAGGGGAGACGAAAAUGAUACUGCAGAAGACAGCUGCAGUUCCUGCAUCAUCAAAAAACCCCGAAGAGCAGAAAGAAUGUUUCCUGAUACAACCAGAGGAAACAAAAGAAGAUGCCGCCAAGACCAGGAAGAGAAAAAAGAAGAAAAUUACUGAUGUCCUUGAAAAAUCAGAGCCCAAACCAGGGACACCUGAAGAUCUGCCGAAGCCAGUGAAUGACUGUUAUAGCAGCAAUCACUCAGUGACUGCAUUAGAAGAACUGAAUCUACCAGAUUCCUGUUUCCCCAAGGCCAAUGACUUGACUCACAGUUUUUCAUCGUACCUAAAAGAAAUUUGUCCUAAGUGGGUAAAACAUCGGAAAAACCAGAGUAAGAAGUCGGUCCUGAUGCUGAUCAAUUGCAGCUCUGCCAUCCUAGCUGUGGAGCUCAUUAGGUGGAUGACAGCAUUCAGAAGAGUCAGCAAAGUCAUAAAAUUGUUUGCAAAGCAUAUAAAGGUCCAGGAGGUGGUAAAGUUGUUGGAGAAGCGUGGUGUAGGAACUCCAUGGAGAAUUAAAGAACUCAUCAAACAAGGUGGCCUCAAUCUGAACUCCCUAAAGUUUCUGUUUUUUGUCUGGAACUGGAGAGAUCAGAAGUUGAGGAGAAUGAUGGACAUUCCCGAGAUAAGAAAGGAGGUUUUCGAGCUUUUAGAAUUCGAACUCAACCUAUACCAGUCAGAAUUCUCAAAGCUGGGCCUUUUCUAA